UUGACAUUGACAGUUCACGAAAGAUGUUAUAUUUUGAUAGUUGAUGUGUACGUGAAGAAAUGAGAGAAUAAAAUUUUAUUUUGUGCUUAUUUAACAACUCCACCUAGAGAUUUGAGGUUAAAUUAGUAAAAAGAAACAAUUAUUGACUAGACAAAAAUGUCUAAGCUAAUUUCGGUGCUAGUAUUAUAUUUAUGCUUUGAUUUGGCUCAUCAGUAUCGGGGCCAAAGCAGGAGUAUUGCUGACAAAGAGUGGGAUUUUUUAAUAUUCACUCAACAAUGGCCUAGCUCCAUGUGUAAAGUCUGGACACACAAUAAACCAAAACACCACUGUGUUUUCCCUAAGAAAGCUGAUUCGUGGACCGUCCAUGGCAUUUGGCCUACCAAGAAAGGAACGAAAGGACCAUUUAAUUGUAAUACCACCUGGCUCUUUGAUCCGGAGCAGGUGAGGCCAAUUGAAAGUGAAUUGGAGCAGGCUUGGACCAAUAUUGAAAAAGAAACAUCGCUGUACAACUUGUGGGCCCACGAGUGGAACAAACACGGUACCUGUGCAGCAAUGAUAGAACCGCUGAACAGCCAACUGAAAUACUUCAGCAAGGGCAUUGAUUUCCUCAACCAAUACCAUAUGAAUGACAUUCUCACUAGUGCCAACAUCGUACCAUCAGACACAAAUCCCGUAAAGGCUGAAGAAGUAAGUGCUACGGUUGCUUCCAAGAUCGGUGUACGACCAUUCAUUGCUUGUGAGUUUGAAGACGGUGUGCAGUAUUUAAUAGAGCUCCGAGUUUGCUUUGACAAACAAUUGAAUCUUAAAGAAUGCGAAGGGGAGCAUGAAGUUAACGGAGUGUUAACCAAUUGUAAUAUUGCAAAGAAUAUUAUUUAUCCCACUGCGUUACCUCCUGCUAAUCUGCAGAUAGUUCAAUUGCAUAAGUUCAUUAACUGGUUGCAAUGGUUUACUUUGUAAUUAUAAAGAAGUAUUUUGAGUUAUUAGUACUAAGCUUUGUGCACUACAAUAGACCAAUCUCCGUUUGAUUAGAGGGCAAACUGCCACCUUGUAGAGAUUUCGAGACUUCACAUCAUACAUAGUAAUUUAAUUUGGUUCAUUCUUUCAGUUUGAUAAAUUACAUAUAGGUAUUAUAUACCUUAAACUUGUUUUGUAUUGGAUGUUUCAUUAAUCAUCCUUACUGUAAAUCUCAAAAUGAUAUUAGAUAAUGAUUGUUUUAUAAUUAUAUUUUGUAUAUAAUGGUUAUUAGCUUGGCAAUGCUACUUAAUGUGGCAACAUUUUAUUCAAGAGUUGCUUUCUAACUGUAAAUAUUGCCAUAUAAAACAAAAUAUAUUAACUGUGUAUGGUCGAAAUUCUACGAUUUUAAAUCUUUACUUUCAUGUGCACUCUUAUUGUGAAAAAAUUUAGAUUUUUAUUCUGUAAAAUAUAGGAAACAACCUACAUACUUUAAACUUAUAAAUUGCUAGGAAAACCUUAUGCAACCAGUCGGAAAGAGCUCGAAAAUCAUGAUACAGACUCAGUAACAAUAGUUAGAUCUAGAUAGACCAUACCAAUCUAAAGAAGUUUAUUUUGAUAUUCUAUUUUAACUCUGAGGUGGUACAAAUUUCUAGCUAUUUUCUUAUUUUUUUAUACGCAAAACAUUGGUUCCAAGUUGGUCUUAAUCGAUUGUUAUCAUAAAUAUUGAAGGAGGAAUAAUUAUUGUAAAACCUUUUUUUAUAAAUUUUGUUGAGUAAAGAGUUGCAUAAAGGUAAGCGUCCACAGAUCCGCAUCGUACGCAUCGCACUCAUUCCGUAUGACGUCACCGGUACGCAUCGCAUGUAGGCAUAACCGGUGAUGGGGCAUGGGGUCCGUACAAUGCGAGUCAGUGGACGCAGUUGUAUGAGUUUCUAUACUUAACAAAUGAAAAUCCGUUGCGUGCGAUGCGUACGAUGCGGGUCUGUGGACGCGUACCUUAACCCGGCGUCAUGGGGGUGGAAAGAUGUUACAAGGACGUUGGGGUGGGUCUCACCGACCCGUUCAUAAUGUCGAAAUUAUUUCAAUAAAUUUAUAAAUAACAAAGACUAUUUUAUGCAUGUUUAUAUUUUUGGGUAUUUUUGUGAUUAAAUAAAACACAAAUAUUAUGUUAUAUUAUGUUUUAAUUAUAUAUAAUAACAUUUAAAAAAAAGAACUAAAAUUAUCAACAAACAUUUUCUCUUCUACUUAAAUGUAAUUAUAUUAUUAUUAAUUAACAAUCAGUCUUAAAAUUUAAUGGCACUUUUUUGUAGGUAACUAAAUAAAUUUAAAAAAUAAACAAUUAAUCAUUUGGAAUCAUUAUCUUUGGUACAGUCAGCACAGAAAGGUACUAUAUGUUCUACGCAGAUAUAUUGCAAUCGAAUAGACAGUGGAAUAUCAUCAUUAUCAGACUCUGAGAUAUCCUGUUCUGCGGCAAUUGAAAUACUACGCUCCCUCAAGUGAUCUUCUUCGUCACACACAUCCUGGUCUGACAACUCAGUAUCAGAGUCAGACUCUUGUAAAAUUGCCAGAAUACGCUGUCGUUCAGCCUCUUCAUGGUCCAUUUUUACUAAGUACCUACAAAAAAUAGAAAUAAAAUACAUAGAACUAUAUACAACCAGCUACAAUUGUAAAUAACAAUAAAAAUCAAAAAUAAAAAUGAUAAAAACACAGAUUAUAAAUUAAACAAUAUGUAUACAAAAUGGCGCGAAAUUGUUACACCGACUGCGGGGAUGGGUCUCACGUACCUUUUUUAACUUUGUGCUCCUGUAUCUCCCACUGCGACCGUGGCACGACUAACGUGUGGCUUGCAACGCGUAGGACAACUCAACAGCUCCAGCUAUUGAGAAGAGCAGCAACGUCGCACACAUAGUAACCGAACUACAAGCGAAAUAAAAUUUGCUGGGUCGCACAGACCCAACCCCCAUGACGCCGGGUUAAAGAUACAUACAUUUCAUAUUUGGAACCUUUGUUUGUAGAAUGAUAUUAAGUUUGCUUUUUAGUUUUUUAUAAUAAUUUAAUUAGUUAUGAGAUUAUAAUUUUGUGUACUUAAAUACGGUGCAAUUAGUAAAUAAAUGUCACUAUCUGUAGACGUGCGAUUAUUGAAUUAAUUACAAUUUUGUGGUCAAUGGCCUUUGGUCAUUGGUUGGGCCAAUUUGUGAAGCAGAGGCAGGGUGAUAGACGACUGCUAAAAAGCGUCAAUGGCGCUUCAGUCGCUGAUGGCAAGUCGCUAUCAAAAUUAGUAUGUCUACUUUUUACCGAAAUAAGUUUUUAAUGUAAUUUAUUCAAUUAAUUUUAUGGUUAAAGUCUUUUUUUACCAUUUUCUUUGGCUGUAGUUAAUAUCUAACCAAUGUGGUUCAUAUUUUGAAAAUUUUAAUUUGGGUUUUAAAAAGGAUGUAUAUUUUUUUUAUUCCAACUAUAUCGUCUUUCUUAAUUUAAUCGGGAAUAUAGAUUAAAUAAAGAAAUUACUCUAAAACACUACCAAAAACCUGUACCCUUAGUAUUAGUUUGCUUUACGUAUAAAGUACUCGAAACAAAAGCGCGUUCGGCGCUUUGAUUGGCAGGCUCGAAUAAACCAACCAAUCAUAAAGCCGAACAUUCUCUCGUUUCGAUUACUUUAAACGUAAAGCAAACUCGUACUAAUGGUACAGUUUCUUUAUAGUAUAUUCAGUGCCUUAUAAUGAACCCAAAGUUCAAAAUAAUAUUAUGUGAGUUAAGCUAAUUGCAAAUUAAUAAUCCAUUGCGAAGCGGGCCUUAAAGAAUACACACUAUUUUCUAUCUUGUUUGUAUAACACUAGAAUGAUAUGGAAACGUUUACUAAAUCUAUAGUGCCUGCUAUUUCAAAGAUUUAGCUAAAAUAAUUAAAUAAAUAACAUUGUGAAUAAGCAGGUUCAUAUACCGUGUAUGUAUUAAAAUGGCAUAAUAUUUUUCUAUUAAUUUUACAAUUAAAUAAAAAUAUUGUAUAUUUCAAAUUUUUAAAUGUAUUUUGGGAUAAUAAAUAUGUAGUUUUUAUACUAAAAUAGCUUUCGUACAUUAGUUCUUGUUAGACGGCGCCACUGUUGAUUAAGGGCGACCUAGUCUAAAGGCCGUAAAUAUUUAUACGCUAAAAUAACAUCUCUAACGAAGGAAAUAUCUACAACAAAUUACUUCCAUCUUUUUAAAAAAACCUCAAAUAUAUUUUUGGUUUGCCUUGCUCUCUGAAUUCCUAUUUUGCGACGUCCUGCGUGAGCGAUCUAGAGGCGAAGACGAUGCGGUCCGGUGCGGCGCGAAAACAACAAACCUAUUGACGUGGCCGACGUAAUCAACCGCUCGUUUCAUUUAAUGGGUCGACGUUUGGCCGCUAUUUCACCUGAUGGUAAGUGAUGAUGCGGCCUACGAUGGAGCACGUCUGCCCAUAAGCAACCUAUUCACUCGGGCUUUGAAGACACCCAUCAGAAAACACAGACUCCGGCAAGGAGUUCAACUCGUGGGAUGCGGUGAGGCGCGGUGCGACACUCGAUCGAUUUUCUUAAUAAGUAUUUUCACGUUUUUGUUUAUAAUGUCGGAAACAGAAACAAAGCGAAAUGAUUCACAUGCACGUAGGACAUAGCCGCCGCGUCAUACCGCAUCGCGUUGAAUUCGCGUGUCACCGCACCGCUUCGCGUUCGCUUCUAGAUCGCUCGCGCCUGACGCGCUAGCAAAGCAAAUAUAAUGUUAACUUUAUUGUAUUUUUGUAUUGAAGAAUACUUGAUGUUAUUAUAUUUGUGUAUUAAAAGGUUUUAUUUCUCUAAAA
This is a messenger RNA of Spodoptera frugiperda (fall armyworm), 4759 nucleotides long. RefSeq names its product ribonuclease Oy-like. Gene Ontology annotation, molecular function: RNA binding; ribonuclease T2 activity. Gene Ontology annotation, cellular component: extracellular region. The transcript is spliced from 3 exons. NCBI's taxonomy places the organism in Eukaryota, Metazoa, Arthropoda, Insecta, Lepidoptera, Noctuidae. Gene Ontology annotation, biological process: RNA catabolic process. The record is from RefSeq and is a predicted model, not a curated record. The coding region runs from base 157 to 957 and encodes 266 amino acids.